UUGUCACUAUGGCGUGAUUACGUCACGUAUUUCCGAGGGGUCCCGCCCGUCCCUUUCGUCACGUCUCCCGGGCGCCCCCUGAUGACAUCACCUCUCCCUCCCGACUCAUUGUGGAAGAUGGCGGCUGCAGAGUGAGCGCGCCUCCUCCGCGUGCGGUACCGAGCAGCGCACACCGAGCGCCUGGAGCGACAUGAAGCGGCAAAGCGAGCGCAGUGAGCAGAGCCCGGGCCGCGCCAAACGUGCCCGGGAGAGGCGGGAGGAGGCCAGCGGGACUCACCAUAAAAGCUCCGGCAGGCGAGAGAGGCCUAAUCAGGCCGGAACCUCCUCCUCAUCUUCUUCUUCCUCCUCCUCACGGCGGCCCCGAGACCCCCCGCCACGACCGCUUUUGCUGCCCACCCCAGGCGAGACCACGGGCUUGGAGUACAAGACGCUGCUGAUCAGUAACCUUGGCUCGGCUCUGCCAGACCCGCUGCUGGAGGACUGGUUGUUCCGGCAUUUCCAGCGCUUCGGGGAGAUCAGUGUCAAGCUGUCACACACCCCGGAGCUGGGGCGGGUGGCCUAUAUAAACUUCCGCCGGCCCGGGGAGGCACGACAGGCCAGGCACGCUAAGCUACGACCCGUGCUUUACGAUCGCCCCCUGCGAGUAGAGCCGGUCUUCACCCAGCAGCCCACACGCCGGCCAGAGCCAACCCCGCUGCCUCUCACCACUCUCCCUGCCUACCCCCGCUCUACCUCCCCGAGACACCUGCUCCUGCCCCCGGCCCUCACCUCUACAACAACCACUGCAGACAGCUACUACUCCCUGUACGAGGAGAGGGCUAGAGGAGCCACCUAUGGUAUGAGCAGCACCAGUACGGCCGAUGAUGAGCAGCUCGCCCCGGAGGACGAUCACCGAGCCACACGUAACCUCUUCAUUGGCAAUCUGGACCACGCCGUGUCCGAGGUGGACCUGAGACGGGCGUUUGAUAAGUAUGGCCCCAUUGAAGAAGUAGUGAUCAAGCGCCCAGCGAGGAAUCAGGGAUCAGCCUACGCCUUCCUCAAGUUCCAGAACUUAGACAUGGCCCACAGAGCGAAAUUGGCAAUGAGCGGCCGUCUGCUGGGUCGUAAUGCCAUGAAGAUAGGCUACGGGAAGGCUAAUCCCAGUACGCGGCUGUGGGUCGGGGGACUGGGCCCCAGCACGUCUUUAGCGGCCCUGGCCCGAGAGUUUGACAGGUUUGGAAGCAUCCGCACGGUUGACUAUGUAAAAGGGGACAGCUUUGCUUAUAUACAAUAUGAAAGCCUCGAUGCUGCUCAGGCUGCCUGCGCACAAAUGAGGGGAUUUGCACUUGGAGAUCGCAGGCUUCGUGUGGAUUUUGCUAAAGUUACCCCAGAGGAGGCGGCCGCAGCUGCGUCCAGGUAUGCGCCCCUCCAGCCUACUCCAUACCCUCUGCCUCUUCCCUACGAGUUGCUGCAAUCGGAAGCCUACAGCAGGCAUCGACCCACACUGGAACCAGAUCUCCGAGUGAGGGACCGGACGCCGCCUCAUCUUCUCUACUCUGACCGGGAAAGGCCUUUUGUGGAAGCCAGUUGGGUAAACAGCGAGCGCAGGAGUUCUGGUCCAGGUGCCCGCAGCAGGAGUGGGGACCGUGGGGGAGGUGGCAGCUCCAAAACUAGGGAGGAGAGGAGACGACGUCGGAGUUUGUCUGGUGAAAGGGGUAGGAGUAGAACUGAAAGGAGCCCUGACCGUCCCAGGAGAGAAGCAUCGGAGAGAGAUCCUGGAACUCCGCCAUCUCCGCAACACAAUCACCGCCCCCCACCGCAGGACAAGCCAAGGCCUCCUACACCUGAACCCCCACAACCCAGAAGGAACCAUCACCCUCGACCCCCAGAGCCUCCGGAAGACAGACAAUCCCCGGUCCCAGAGAAGGGACGGACGCUGCCUCCUGUCUGGUGUGGGCACUUAGUACUGAAGAACAGUUGUUUCCCCACCUACCUACACUUCUUAGAGGGUGACCGUGAUGUACCCAGUGCCCUCCUUAGAGACCGCUCUGCAAACAAUGGGGGCAGCCUGGCACAGCUCAAGAUUGCCCAGAGACUCCGGCUAGACCAGCCAAAGCUUGAGGAAGUUACUAGACGGGUGAAGCAGGGCACUUCUGGAGGUUUUGCUGUACUGCUUGCCAUUCAAGCCCCGCAGACCGAAGGGGUUAUACCCGAGGAGCCCGGCUUACAGCGUCGCCUGCUUAGGAAUCUUGUCUCUUACCUGAAACAGAAGCAGGCAGCUGGGGUCAUCAGCCUGCCAGUAGGAGGGAGCAACAAGGGUAGAGACCCUAGUGGCAUGCUUUAUGCAUUUCCGCCUUGUGACUUCCACCAGUUGUACCAGCAGAGUGCCCAGCGUACUGUGGGCAAACUAGAAGAGAACAUGAUUAUUGUGCUAGUGAAAGAUGGCGCUUGAUUCAGGAGUCGCUGCCCCCGUCCUGACUGUCCUGUGUCCUCUCUCUGUUUGGGUUCGCAGCAGCGAUGAGGACAGAGGAGCCUCAAAAUACAUUAGUUGUGAUUAUCAUGGGUUGAAUUGACUCCUUGAGUGCUGAAGGGGGCUGCGAUGAAAUGUACUGCGGACCCCCUUCAGCUCUGAAAGGGUUAAAGACAAUUAAACAACAAUUAACCACACUGCUGUCAUAGCUCUUUGUUUAACAGGUAGAGGUGGUAAACCUCGGGGACUCUUCCUGCUCGCUGUCCCCAAAGUGAUAGUGACAUCUUUAAGCAAGGUGACCGUUCAGGGCAUGUUUUAUAUUUGUUAAUAGCUGAAUUCUAUCAGUAAAUUUACUGCCGGACA
Spea bombifrons (plains spadefoot toad) is the source of this 2812-nucleotide messenger RNA. RefSeq names its product RNA binding motif protein 15B (gene RBM15B). NCBI's taxonomy places the organism in Eukaryota, Metazoa, Chordata, Amphibia, Anura, Pelobatidae. The transcript has a single exon. Gene Ontology annotation, cellular component: nucleus. Bases 191 to 2431 code for a protein of 746 amino acids. Gene Ontology annotation, biological process: regulation of alternative mRNA splicing, via spliceosome. The record is from RefSeq and is a predicted model, not a curated record. Gene Ontology annotation, molecular function: mRNA binding.